Messenger RNA from Physeter macrocephalus (sperm whale), 6253 nucleotides. RefSeq names its product inositol 1,4,5-triphosphate receptor associated 1 (gene IRAG1). The transcript has 21 exons. Bases 284 to 3016 code for a protein of 910 amino acids. Lineage: Eukaryota; Metazoa; Chordata; Mammalia; Artiodactyla; Physeteridae. The record is from RefSeq and is a predicted model, not a curated record.
CAUGCCCAGCGGCAUGAGCUGCCCGUGGGCACUGCCCUCUGCUGUGCCGAUGCCUGUGGGAGGGGCCCAGGGCCAGCUGCUGCCUCUCAGGCCCAGCCUGCGCUGAGCCCCGGGUGGCCUGGCCAGCUUCCCUGCCGUUAGCCCCCUGAGCCAGACCAGAGGGGUCCCUGAGGAGCUCUGGGCUCUAAGUCCCAGCCCCUCUCCAAGGAGGCGGGCAGCGGGGCUCGGCAGCCAGAGGCUUCUCAGCUCUGAGCUCUGGAGCCAGAUGUAACAUUGACCUUAAAUGGUAAAAGCUCCCCAGAGUGAAGAGAGGCUGGCCGGAGGAGGAAAGGGGAAUAACUCAGUUUUAGCCUGUGGAGCCCAGGCCUCCUGGAGCAUCUUUGGGGCUGACGCAGCGGAGGUUCCGGGCUCGUGCAGCCACUCCCACCAGGAGGCUGCCAUGCCCCACAUUCCCGAGGACGAGGAGCCCCCCGGAGAGCCGCAGGCAGCCCAGAGCCCGGCCGGCCAAGGCCCUCCCACCGCAGGAAUAUCUUGCAGUCCACCCACCAUCAUCCUGACUGGGGAUGCCAGUUCACCGGAAGAAGAAACUGACAAAAACCUGGUCAACAGAGCCCACAGUCCCCACAGGAGGCUUUCUCACCGACACCUGAAGGUUUCCACUGCUCCCCUGACUUCUGUGGACCCUGCGGGGCACAUCAUUGACCUGGUAAACGGCCAGCUGCCGGACAUCAGCAUCUCAGAGGAGGACAAGAAGAAAAACCUGGCGCUGCUGGAGGAAGCCAAGUCGGUGAGUGAGCGGUUCCUGACCCGCCGCGGGAGGAAGUCCAGGAGCAGCCCCGGCGACUGCCCGUCAGCUGUUUCCUCAAACCUCAGCCCCGGAGCUUCUCCUGGGUCCUCUCAGAGCAACUCCCUCACCGUCCCCAAGCGGCCUGGUUUGGAUGCCUUCAGUGGCCCAGUGUCCCCUCUGCCUGGAGCACCGCCACAGCAGAAGGCGGAUGAGGCCGAAGUCUCUUCACCUCCCCUUGGCGAGCCUAAUGUCCUCAAAGGGCUAGCUGACCGGAAGCAGAAUGACCAGAGGAAAGUGUCUCAGGGCAGGCUGACUCCUCGCUCUCCCACAGUUGAGAAGUCCAAAGAAAUUGCAAUAGAACAAAAGGAAAACUUUGAUCCCCUCCAUCUCCCAGAGGCCAUACCCAAGGGCCCAGCUUCUGGCACAGGCAGUGGUGGGAAAAUGGCCCUGAACAGCCCCCAGCCUGGCUCUGUUGAGAGCGAGCUAGGGAAGCCGCUUCUGAAGACCACCAAGGAGGGCAACCCUCUGCCCAGAAGCCCAACCCAGUGCUCUGGAGGGGCGGCUCCCCAGUCCCCCCAGGGUAAAAGUACAGUCGGAGAGCCCACAGGGUCCAAGGUUGGCUCCAAAGCUGAGCUGUGGCCCCCUGCGUCCCGGCCGCCCCUGCUGCGGGGUGUCUCCUGGGAUAGCGGUCCCGAAGAACCCGGCCCCCGGCUGCAGAAAGUGCUUGCCAAGGUGCCGCUGGCAGAGGAAGAGAAGCGUCUUUCAGGCAAAGCUGGCAGCAAGGUGGCCAAGGCUCCUGGACUUAAAGACUUUCAGAUACAAGUGCAGCCAGUGCGGAUGCAGAAACUGACCAAACUCCGUGAGGAGCACAUCCUGUUAAGAAAUCAGAACUUAGUGGGGCUCAAGCUUCCAGACCUUAGUGAAGCGGCUGAGCAGGAAAAAGGGCCCCCUUCUGAACUCUCCCCAGCUAUUGAGGAAGAAGAGUCAAAGAGUGGCCUGGAUGUCAUGCCCAAUAUCUCUGAUGUGCUGCUUCGCAAACUGCGGGUCCACAAGUCUCUCCCUGGAAGUGCCCCUCCACUCACUGAAAAGGAAGUUGAGAACGUGUUUGUACAACUGUCCUUGGCCUUUAGAAAUGACAGCUACACCCUAGAAUCUAGAAUUAACCAGGCGGAAAGGGAACGCAACCUGACAGAGGAGAACACAGAGAAGGAACUGGAACACUUCAAAGCUUCCAUUACGUCCUCAGCUUCACUCUGGCACCACUGUGAGCACCGGGAGACCUACCAGAAGCUGCUGGAGGACAUCGCCGUCCUGCACCGCCUGGCUGCCCGCCUCUCCAGCCGAGCCGAGAUGGUGGGGGCCGUCCGCCAGGAAAAGCGCAUGUCGAAAGCAACAGAAGUGAUGAUGCAGUAUGUGGAGAACCUGAAGAGGACGUAUGAGAAGGACCAUGCAGAGCUCAUGGAGUUUAAAAAACUUGCAAAUCAGAAUUCAAGCCGCAGCUGUGGCCCCUCUGAAGAUGGGGUCCCUCGCACAGCGCGGUCCAUGUCCCUCUCGCUGGGAAAGAACAUGCCCCGCCGGAGGGUCAGCGUUGCCGUGGUGCCCAAGUUUAAUAUCCUGAACCUGCCUGGCCAGUCCCCCAGCUCAUCUCCCAUCCCCUCCUUACCAGCCCUGUCAGAAUCACCCAAUGGGAAAGGCAACCCACCUGUCACCUCAGCACUGCCUGCACUUUUGGAAAAUGGGAAGACGAACGGGGACCUGGAUUGUGAGGCCUCUGCUUCCGUGCCGACUCCAAGCUGCCUAGAGGGGUUUAGCCAGGAGACCAAGGCCAGGAUGGAGGAAGAAGCAUACAAGAAGGGAUACCAGGAAGGUCUAAAGAAGACCAAAGAGCUUCAAGACCUGAAGGAGGAAGAACAGAAGACCGAGAGCCCUGAGGAAGCUGAAGAGGCGGAAGAAACUGAGGAAGAGGAAAAGGAGCAGAGAAGCAGCAAACUUGAAGAAUUGGUUCAUUUCCUACAAGUCAUGUAUCCCAAACUCUGUCGGCACUGGCAAGUCGUCUGGAUGAUGGCCGCAGCAAUGCUGGUCUUGACUGUUGUGCUGGGGCUCUACGGUUCCUAUAACUCUUGUGUGGAGCAGGCCGACGGGCCCCUUGGGAAAUCCACUUGCUCGGCAGCCCAAAGGGACUCAUGGUGGAGCUCAGGACUCCAGCAUGAGCAGCCUACAGAGCAGUAGAAAACCCGACACCCAGCCAGUGCCCUGCUCCAGCGCACAGCCUGCUGCCCUUUCCCCAAGCAUGAUGUGUCAGGCCCGGGCAUGGGCACACCACUGCUGCGUCAGGGGAACAAGCAGGGGUCCUUUCACACUCGGCACCCCUAUGGGAGCUAUUCACACACAGUAACUGAUGUUCUUGGAGGAUCAACAGAAAGCAUCAGUGGACAAAGAAGUGGCCUUCACCAGGGAGCUCCAACGGAAGGGACAGUUGCCUGUGCCAGCUCAGAUGGCUGGGGAGAAACAAAACACCUUCCUUAUAGGCGACAGUGUGAAGCCCCCUCCCCCUCGCCAUUUUCCUCUCUGCCAUCGAUCGGAAAUCAGGAAGGAUUGUGUCUAAAGGCUAACUCUGCCCCCAAGAAUCAGACCUGGAAUUUGGAGUCUCACAUGAAUAUCUUCCCAUGUCCCAUCUCAUUCUUACUGACUCUCCUUCAGCCUUCCCUUCUCCCCUUUGCAAUCAGAGUUUCUCUUUACAGAAGUCAGAAAGGUUUCUCAGAAAAACAUUUAGGCUGAUUUUUAGCUCAGUGCUUGAAAUGAAAUGGGAAGAUGUAAAUGAACAUAUAUUCCUCUGUAAACGUGCACAGAGCACACACACACACACACACACAGCACACACAUGCACGAAGCCAGCUACCCUCCAAACGUGUGCUCUGGGUGUGUGUUCGGGUUAAAGCCAACCCACAGAUUUUCACUAGGUGUGGGGCAGCCAUCAGGCACCUGUUCAGUGAGCUUCCCACGAGGACUUAAGCUGUUUGAGAAACACUGAAAAUCAUGGCUUCCAUGGCAAACUUGCUGGUCUCCAUUUCCAGGGCUAAUUCUGAGCUGCUGUAGAGCACAGUCUAUCCCCUCUUUGUUCUCUCUGGCUGAGAGCAGUUAAUCUGCCUCUCAGGGAAAGAGGAGACACGAUGCACUUUCAGCUUCACUGUGCCCACAUGUGAGCGUGCAUCUCCACUGCAGUGUUCCAGUUUCAGUGGCAUUUCCAACCAAAGUGUAGGUCUCAGAGCAUUCCCAUUGUUUAGCAGAAAACUGAGAGUGCAUAUCCCACCACCAGCUGGACUUCUCGCUCCACCUUGACAGCUGCCGCCUGCCUUCUUGCCUCAUCAGUUCUGCGGGGUGCUGGUUUCUGUGUGGGUUUUAUGGUGGUGGCUUUGCUGUUGUUUUUGUUUUGCUGUUGACAUUUGUUUUUGUUUCUGACACUCACAUAGAACUUACUAUGAGCCAAACACUGUCUUAGGUAUUAUAUAGGGAUUCAUUCAUUGAGUCCUCAAGAAAAAGAAAAAACUAUGACUCUUCCCAUUUUCAGAUAAGGAAACUGAAGCACAAAAAAUGCAAAGUAACUUGCCAAGGAUACCCAGUUAGUAAAUCAUGGGGCUGGAAGUCAAACCCAGCCAGGCUGGCCCCAGGGGCUGUGCUCUCAACCCCUGCACUAAAUUGCCUCUUCCAAAGGUCUCCUAACUGGACAUCUUACAUUCCAGUUCCACUUCCCUGAGUGGCCCUUCAGCCACUCCAAGCCAUUUCUGGUUCUCAGACUAAAUUGUUUUCUCUCACUAGUUUUUCUUCUGCCGCUCUCCUCUUUUCUUCUGGUCACUCCUCAGGACCAAGUGCAAAACUCAUCCCUGCCAUGCACCUUUAAUGCCCUCCCUCCAACUCCCCACCAUACCCCACAUAAUAGGUCACACCCUUCUCUGUGCUUUCUGGCACUUUUGAAACAUUUUCAUUACUACUAUUAAUGACCAUUACUAUAGUAUAUCAGAAUAACUUAUUUAUGUGUCUGCCUUUCCUAGCAUUUUUCCUCAAAGACAAGAACCAUGUCUUACCCAUUCUCUGGGUAAGUGCCUAGCAUGGUGGCUGAUGCUUGGGAGGGUAUCAUUAAAUGUUUGUCAAAAGAACAAGUGAGCAUUCAAGGGGGUGGAGAGCAUUCUGGGAACAGCUGACGUUUUUCAUACUUCCCGACACCAGCAUCAUCACCACCACCAACUCAAUGAAAACAAUAACAUCUUUAUUAGCCUCGACUUAUUCCAGUAUUUUUCAGUCUACUCUGUGACCUGAUUAGGAACAACAUUUCCAAGCUCAAGGGCUAGGCUUGAUGCAACCACUCCUUUCAGAAAGACCCACCUAGGUUAGGCCCCACUGUAAAAACAACCUGUUGUUUUAAGGGGGGCAUCAUUUCCAGUGGCUAGAAAAGCACUGUGAGAGAAGCCCAAGCCAGGGUUGACCAAGGAUGUGCCAUUAAGGUAAAGAGGUGCAGAUCAUGGCAGACGGACUUUGGCUGCAUGGAUGGAUGGUUUGCCCUGCCUCUUCCAGGGGGACUGGAUACACUGCAGGACGUUUAGGCCCUCAAAGCCGAAGACAGGAUACAAAAAAUGGAGCUCCAGAGAGGCUGGCUGUGGGGCAGGACUCUAGGCUGGCAACAUCCAGUCUCAGCCUCCCGUGAAGAAGGACCAGGCUGAGCUGGCCCAUCGCCCACUUGGUCACAGGGUUCCCACCUUUGUUUCCUGUUGAGACAAAGGCCAGGAGAGGAGCUGCAGUGAGCUCUUGCCCCUCCAGCUGCUCCACAGAAAGGCCUGCAAGAAUGCUUCCAGUCCAGGCCCUCAGCCAAACGACUCUGUGAGUAAAGGGAGGUUGAGAACGAAAAGGAGCCGAAAGAGUAACCACGUUUCCAAGGGCAUUCCUGAAAAAGGACUCAAUUUCUUCACCAAAAGCAAAGAUGACCUGAGGCGAUUGGAACUGUUGCCAAAGCAGCAGUGAAAUGGACAGAAACAGGCCCUGUAUUUCCAACAGUGAUAUUGAUCUGAAAUAAAAGUUCCCUUCAAAAUGCCUCUGAGGUCUGACAUUUCUGCUUGGCCCUAGGACUCUCUGUAUUGCUCCCUGUGUACAGCCUGGCCGAGUAAGUGGAGAGGGAGAUGCUGGAUUUGUGUAUCACUGGCUGUCAGCUCCUAAUGUUGUUAAAGCUCACACAGGUGUGCUAGCCUUGAAAUAUAGAGUGUCACAUACCUGAGUUUGAAAAUAAAAGCACAUUUCCAAACCUUUGGCAGCAGCUGAACGCCUCCUCAUUUUGUGGAGCUGGGCCACAACCUUGCCCAACCCUGGAUUAGAAUCUACUUUCGGAUAACAGUGCCUCCCAGAAGUCCCCAGCCCUCGGGUGACUAUGGGCUCCCUCGCAGGGGCUGGAUCAGUUAGUUCCUCUCCUUCUCAUCCUCA